Dreissena polymorpha is the source of this 13375-nucleotide messenger RNA. Its product is annotated as neurobeachin-like protein 1. Gene Ontology annotation, cellular component: cytosol; membrane. Gene Ontology annotation, molecular function: protein kinase binding. Bases 93 to 8615 code for a protein of 2840 amino acids. Lineage: Eukaryota; Metazoa; Mollusca; Bivalvia; Myida; Dreissenidae. The record is from RefSeq and is a predicted model, not a curated record. The transcript has 57 exons. Gene Ontology annotation, biological process: intracellular protein localization.
UCGAACAACUUCUGUUUUUAUCGUUACAACUGAAUAAAGAUGAGAAAAUAUCCUGUAAACAAUUUAGUUUUCAGUAGAAUUUAGGAGGAUUAAUGAAAAUGGAUGAACUGUCGGCUUUGGAGAAACUGUUUGAACGUUGGAUGAUUUACAAUACCAGGACGGAGCCACAGGCAUUGCAGGAGUACAUCCAUUUGUUCAUCUCCACAUACCAGGAUCUGAUUGACUGUGAUUUCAAGCAUUUAGAAGAAGGGUUUUCAGAAGAAGGACCGCAUUUAACAAAGCUUCCAGAGAAUCUUCUGCAGGUGCUUGGCAACCAGCUGAACUCUUGUUGCUAUGGAGACAAUAUUGACAACUUUGUACUAGCUACCAGAAUUCUCCAGUGUCUUGUAGUGUUAUGCAGAAACUACGACAACGUGCCUUUUAUUGCUUCCUGUGAAUUCGCCAGCUAUGCUGUCAACGUUGCUACAGUUGUUAUUAGCAAGUUACAGGGCUUUAUUGGAAGUGAAUCCUACCCUGUCUUCGAGGAGUUUCUAAAGGUUACACUCCACCUGUUUGAGUGUCUAUACGAUCCGUACUUCACAUGGAGAAAGCGAUAUCGGGGACAGAGCCCCAAUGUGUCGAGGACGUCAUACAAACCAGCAGCUCUACAUGUGGAGAUUGUGCCCUUCAUACAUGACUUUUUAUCUGUGACAGAAUGCUUCCAGCACCAGUGGUUGCCUAGCGACAUCAAGGUGAGGCUGGUUCAUGUCUUUGGAGCCAUAAUAUCGGGAGCUCAGCACAAUGCUUUAAUGGCGAUCUCCCCAGCCAUGUUGGACAUUCUGCUACGAGUUCUGGGUACAAGUGAUGCAGAGAAACCAACCAAUGAGCUGCGAGCGGAACGCAAUCAGCUGACCUGCGUCUUACUGGAGUGCAUUGUGGCAAUGGUGCGAGUCAUACACAUGGCCAGUCCGGACCAGCGUCAAGUGGAGGUGUCCCAGCUACUUGAGGGCUACAUGCAAGUCCUGCAGAGCACCGACACACACAACGUCAGUAAGCAACUGGACAUGAUAGAUACGGUGGGCAGAAUGCUACAAUGUGAGGACAGGAACUCUCUACAGAUCAUCAUGACAUGUGAAGGAACAGUCGAGGGAUUCCUUAACCUGCUCCAAAAUACUCAGUUUGAGGCAGAAAAAUCUCAGCGACUGGCCAUCGCAGUUCUGGGCGUGUUGCGGUCCAUUCUGACGAGUUCUCCAAACGCAAAGUUCCGAUUCUCGACCCAGAUUGGUUACAACCGACUGUUGGAGGCCCUCAAGAGUCUGGGUCAGCCUUCACAAGAUCUGCUUCUUGCUGUACUGAGUCUGGUCGUGGAAGGGCCCUACAUUGAGGCAGGCAGUCAUCACGUGGCCAACUCCCAGUGUGCCCUUCUGCUCAUCCAAUGGCUACCCGACAUUCAGUCACAUGACCUUCAAACAUGGCUUACAGAGUUGCUAUGGAGAUUGUGUGGGUCGGACCACACUAAUAAAAUGAGUUGCUGCAAGGCGGGAAUGAUAGCGUGUAUCCUCACCGUGCUGGUCAGAGAACAGCAGAUUAAUUCUGCAGCAGUGGGGCAUCUGAUUGGUCUAUUGGAAAGCCUUGGCACCCAAUCAAUAACUGCAAUGGAGCUGAAACAACUUAUUGGUCUGCUCAAACUGGAUCCAGAUGGAAAACAGUACCCGCACUGCAGUCGACUGAUGCACGCGAUGUCCACGAUGGCGCGACGAGAGGGUAAAGAGGGCGCCCUUCAUUUCUUCAACAUCCAGGAUAUCAGUGAUGGUAUUCGGUUACCAGGGAUACGGAAAUGGCCCGGAUAUGCGUUCUCAUUCCAUGCCUGGUUAUGCCUAUCCACAAACAUCGACCAUUCCGUCUAUGGCUUUGAAUCAACUGCUCCAUACAGACGCACAUUGUAUAGUUUUUUGUCCAACUCUGGCAGUGGAUUUGAAGCGUUCUUCAAGCACACAGGGGAGUUAACCAUUGCUGUGUUCAGUAAGAAGGACCACAGUGCAGUGACUGUUCCUGACCUGAAUCUCCUGGAUGGCUACUGGCAUAACGUUUGCAUCGUCCACACCAACGCCAAAAGGCCGUUCGUAGCGAGCCAACUGUACGUGUACGCUGACGGUAAACUGCGACACAACACUCCACUGAGAUACCCCAAUAUGGGAGAGCCCUUCACGGCAUGUCAGGUGGGAGCCCCAGUUCAAGGUCAGCAGGCGCAGGCUGAAGACGGUGCAAGUCCUGACACUCCUGCUGUGAAGAGAAUAUCACCCUUUAAAUUUCUCUCUCGAAGCAGAAGCAAACCAAACAGCGACGUCCCAGGCAUGGAGAGCACUGCUGCUGGUAGUCAUGAUGACCAGUGUGGUUUGCCGCUGCCUCUGAUUGGUCAGAUUGGCUCGGUGUGUGUGCUACACGAGGCUCUCACGGCUGUGCAGGUCAAGUGUCUAUACAAGCUGGGACCCAACUCUCUGGAGGCGUUCUCUGACAAGAGUGAGCUUUUAGACCUGCCUGGCAAGAUGACACUCUACUAUAAUGCAAGGGCAUGCAAGGCUUCCAAGAUUACUGAUCUCUCCUCCAAUCAAAAUGACGGAACUUUAUCAGGACAGAAGUGUGUAACCUGGGAUAUUAAGGACGUGAUCAACUGCAUCGGUGGAAUACAGGUGUUGUUCCCCCUGCUGGAGCAGGUGAACAGACUCCACUUACCUCCCUUACCUCCCCUGAGGAAGAGUAGCGACGGGGUUGCUAUGAGCAACCUGUUGCAGCCCGUGGAGACGGACCAGUGGGUGGUGUUGCCAAGUAGCUCUUACGCAGACAUGAAGCUUGAGCAGAACCAGGUGGCAGGUUUCCUGACGUUGCUACGCAACAUGAUCCAGACCAAACUGGUCAAUCAGCAGACGUUUGUUCAGACGAACGGAGCUGCAGUGAUAGGGGCUCUACUACAGAAGGUGGACAGGAGCCUGAUAGAUGUUAACGUACUGAUGGCGGUCCAGCUGUUGAUAGAGGCAACGGCUGCCUCAGACCGGACGCUCGUGCAGCAUGUAUACCAGUACAUCCUGUUUGACUUUCGUAUCUGGAGCUCUAGCAACUUUGAUGUCAGGAUUGGUCAUAUUCAGUACCUCUCCACCAUCAUUAAAGAUGACAAAAGAUAUUUCAGAAAAAUCUUUGGUGUCCAGUAUGUUUUGGAUGUGAUACGCACGUUUUACAGCACUUCUAGUGGCCUGUCGGAGGAAGAUGCGAGGAUCAUCCGUGUGUCGUUGAUGGGGCUCGUCAAGUACUUCAUACUGAAAAAGGUCACAGUAAUUGAGUUGGCUGCGAUAUUCGCCUACAUGAUGGCCAGCAAGGAGGAGAAUAUGAUCACUGAGACACUUGACAUGCUGAUCAAUCUGCUGGAGGUGUGCAGGAAGCAGGAUCAGCUGUAUCUCCUCAUGUUCGAGCCCGACAUCGGUGAGAUGCUUUACGGUCUGCUUACUCUGCGAGGGUUCACCAUUGUGUACUACGAGAAAAUUGUCAAGGUGUUGUACAUGCUACUGAGGUCUGACAAGGUUUACGAGAAGAGCAAGUCACGCUUGCGUCUGGUUGACUGCGGAUACCUUGGUCUGAUCAGCCUCGUACAGGGUGUGGAGAUCUCUGGACCAACCAUCAAACGAUUCCUGGAGCAAGUCUCAUUUACAGAGUCUCCGCACAUGUAUGGUGCCGUGCUGGCAAUCCUGCAGCUUAUCUACAGAAGUGGCUUCGAUAUCAAACUGGAGGCCAGUCGUCAGCUACUCUCCAUUCUUGUCUCCAACGCUGGGUCGGCCAGACAGUUUGCCAAGCAGAUCGGUUGGCAGGAGUUACUCACCCAUCUAUUCAUCCUCAGUCCUUUGGAGUCAAAGUCGACAAAUGCGUCUGCUGAGAAAUCCAUUGGGGCGGAAAAUGUUAAAGGAAUGUCAGAUCUGAUUGAUUUUGAUGAGACUGGUGAUGAUAGUAACUUCCAGACUGUUAAAUCGGAGAUUAUCUCAGGGAUUGAAGAUGGUUUUGAAGUUGAGGCUUUUGAUUUGAACGAUUCAAGGGAGGGAACUCAUGAAUGUAGCAUGCUGUCAGGGGAGGGAACUUUUGUGUCAGCGAUGGAAAAUGAUUCUGACAUUUCUAAGGGAAGCGAGCAAGUGCAGAAUUCAUCAGGGGAGAGAAGCAUGUUGGAAACUGAGUUAGUGCAAGAAGAGAUGGGCAAUUUAAAAACUGGGGAAGACCAUUUAUACAGAAAUGAUUUAGACACUGAAGAAAGUGAAGUUUUUGAAACUUCUAGUGAAGCCACCACAAAAAGUGUUCAUUGUGAUUCUCAGCGUGAUAUUAUGACCGACUGUGAUAAAGACUGUGAUAAUCAUGUGAUUUAUCGUAGGGAAGGUGAUGAAGUGCGCGGCAAAGAUGCGGCAUGGACCACGCCAGUGCGACAUCCAGACUCCCUGAAUCUUAGAUCCAGGAGCUCUCAAUCUUUGAUCGAGUUUUCAGAUGCCUUAGAGACUCCAUCAACCCCGAUGUAUCUGCAGCAGAAGAAUUACUUUGACUUGAACCUGACAGCGAACGAAGAUGAUUUUCACCACAUAAGUCGAAGCUCAAGUGCCAGCAUGGAGGAUUUAAAUUCUUCUGGGAUUCGUGGGAGACCGUUAACCAAGGCUGAAAGCACAACUUCAUUGUCAAGUGAGGGAAAGCCUGUCAAAAAUGAAGGUGAAAGCAUCGAGAUGCGUUCAGAACUUAAAGCUGAUACACAAACUUCAAUAACACCAUCACGGUCGAAUCCCCGUCUGAGUUUAGCAGCAAACCCAGAGAGAGAUAAUGCAACCACAGUGCGAGAUAAUACAAACACGGAGCGGGAUUCUAAGAACAUGGAGCGCAUGCUGGACAGUCUUGGACUGCGGGGCAGUUUUAUGAUGAAGAUUGUUGAGGACACGGAGGAAUUGUGUCAGAAUCUGCUCAUUGUUCUGUUUACCGUGAUGUGGAAAGGCGUGGAAGGCUCAGACCAGGCCGCUUGGAAGGAACGCUGCCUGGUGUUGAGAUGGCUUGACAAGCUAAGCGAUGGCAAUAACCUGCUUUGCCGGGUGGAGGAGUUGAAACGUCGUCUGCUGGAGAUGAUGCUACACGCCUGCACAUCAGAACUGAAAGAUUCCGGUCACAUAACGCAGACAUACAUGGAGAACUCAAUGCAGCUCAUGAAACUUGUGUGGUUCUUUCUUACCCAGAAUUCCUCUGCUGACAAUGUCUAUGGCAAAGGGUUGUUGGAGGACGUCCUAUCGCUGCUGGAUACGUUGGCAGUGUGGGACGUACAGACGGGGGCAGGUUGGCAGGAUAUGGUGCAUCUUGGCCUCAGUGUCAUAGUCAGCUUCACUCAGCGCCAUAACCUAGAGCUGUGUGCCAUCGCCACUGCCCGUCUGCACACUCUGAUACAGACGAAGCUGAUCUCCAGUUCAGCCGAGGCCUCGUUUCUGAUUGGUCACCUAAACACGGUCAUUAUUUGUGCCGUUAAUGCCGAAUCCGACAACUACAGUUUCCUAAUCCCAGUGCUGAAGGCGCUGAUAGAAAAGUCGCACCAGCUGCUUAACCUUGACGUGAACCUGCCAAGCCUUCCAUCUACUAACCUUAGUCCUACGUUCUUUGAUGACUUCAAGUCGUACUGUAAAACAGCAGAAUGGGAACAGUUCAUUGAGCAUUUUAUUGAGCCUCAAAAGCAGCACUUCAUCGACAGUGUGUUCACGGACAUGUCCCGAGAGGUUGCCAACUUCUGGUUGGACUGCCAUAGCGAUAUGCUGCAGGGUCUGCACCGGCUAAACAGGGAGCGGGGGGAGAGCAAACUCAAAUUUCAGGACCAGAUUCUUGCCCCGUUUGCCAAGAAGAUCACACUCGAGCGGAAACGUUUCCAGAACAUGAGCACCCAGCUACGUAACCAGCACAGCGCCGUACUGCGUCAGUGGCGCGCAAAGAAGACCUUCUUCAUUGGGGAGCGUGGAGCAUGGGCUGACAGGAGCCUGCAGGAGUGUCACUGGAAGCUGUCCAACCAAGAGAAUUUCUCUCGUAUGAAGGUGAAGCUCAUACAGAACUAUCACUUUGACGUGCACAGAGAGGCAGCCAUGUUGAGAGAUAACACUGGUGUUGAAAGCAUCAACAUUCUUGAGGAGUUGAGGCACCUUUCGGUAACCAAGGAAGCUCUUGUAUCCAAGGAGAACAUGGGGGAUGAUGGGAUAGGCGACGAGGAUUGGACAGUCAUCAGUGCACAAAGUUCAACAGCAGAAGUGUACGGGGAUAAGGAGAAACUGGUCCUGACGGAGGAAUGUGAACUCGUGACCUUGCAGGAGGUCAUCAAAGGUCGCCUGGAGGUCACCACAACACACGUGUACUUCUUCGACUGUAGCACCAUUAGGGAAGAUGGUGGUGAGGAUUUCAAGUGGAGUCUGCCUCAACUCCGGGAGAUCCACUUCCGGCGCUACAACCUGCGCAGAUCUGCCCUGGAGAUGUUCCUAGUGGACCAGACCAACUACUUCCUUAACUUUGAGAAAAAGGUGCGGAACAAGGUGUACAGUAGAAUUCUGAGCCUGCGUCCCCCAAACCUGAUCUACUAUGGAUCCCGAUCCCCAGCUGAGCUGUUAAAGGCCUCUGGUCUGACUCAGAAAUGGGUCCAGCGAGAGAUCAGCAACUUUGAGUACCUGAUGCAGCUGAACACGAUUGCAGGUCGCACGUACAACGACCUUAGUCAAUACCCAGUGUUUCCGUGGAUACUGUGUGACUACACGUCUGCUACACUUGACCUUGACAACCCGGCGGUGUUCCGAGACCUGUCCAAGCCUGUGGGCGUCUUGAACCCACGCAAUGAGGAAGACAUCAGGGAGAAGUUUGACCACUUUGAGGACCCUCACGGUGUGAUAGAGAAGUUCCACUACGGCACACACUACUCCAACGCUGCCACUGUGAUGCAUUAUAUGAUACGCAUGGAACCAUUCACCACGCUGCACAUCGCACUCCAGAGUGGAAGGUUUGACGUGUCUGACCGCCAGUUCCACUCCAUACCCGGAACAUGGAAGUCAAUGUACAACAACCCCAACGAUGUGAAGGAGCUCAUACCUGAGUUCUUCUACCUCCCAGAGUUCCUUGUCAAUAGCAAUGGAUUUGACCUUGGUCAGCUGCAGAUUAGCCACGACAGAGUGAAUGACGUGCUGCUGCCAGCAUGGGCGGAGACUCCAGAAGACUUUAUUCAUCAACAUAGAAAGGCUCUUGAAUGCGAGCAUGUUUCUCGGAACCUUCACAACUGGAUCGACCUGAUUUUCGGAUUCAAACAGAAAGGUCCCGCAGCUGUGGAGGCUCUGAACGUCUUCUACUACUGCACUUAUGAAGGUGCUGUAGACCUGGACGCUGUCAAGAACGACGUAGAAAGGAAAGCCCUCGAAGGGAUGAUCAACAAUUUUGGUCAGACGCCCUGUCAGCUACUGCGGGACCCUCACCCUCGACGUCUCACAUUCGAUGACCUCGUUGCCAAGGCGAUGAAAACUGACCGCCAUCUUAGUCUGUUCUAUUUCCUGGAAAACCUGAAAGUGUACUUUGUUGAGGUUUCUGGUGAGUCUGACCCGCUGGUGUUUGUGUGCGUGCCUCGUAGCCAGCCCAAGUCCAUCAUUCAACAUGGCAUGUUGGACACCAUGGUCACAGUGAGUUCAGAGGGCAUCUUAGGCUUUCACGGGUGGCUGCCGUAUGAGAAGGCCAUCUCUAACUACUUUACGUUCGAUAAAGAUCCAUCUGUAACAAACCAUAAAACCAGGAAGCGUUUCAGCACACAAUUUGCUCCGGGUUUGAAGGUUACACCCAACAUGUUUGUGGUUACACACGACUGUAAACUGAUGAUCAGCGGCGGACACUGGGACAACAGUCUGCAGGUGUACCAUAUCGGGAAGAACAAACGCCUGGCGCAUAUCUGUAGACACAUAGACAUUGUGACCUGCCUCGCCCUUGAUUACUGUGGCAGCCAUCUUAUCUCUGGUUCAAGGGACACAACUUGCAUAAUCUGGCAUAUAGAGCAGCAGGGUGGAGUGUGCGUAAACAUAUCACCAAAGCCAUUGCAAACGCUUUACGGCCAUGACAACGAAGUCUCAGCUGUCCACAUCUCCUCUGAACUCGAUCUCGCAGUCUCCGCUAGCAAGGAUGGUACGGUGAUGAUGCACACAGUCCGUAAGGGGAACUUCAUCAGAACGCUGCGACCAGAGUGCCGUGUGGGAUGUAGCCUUGACAUUCCUGUGAUUGCUGUCAACGACAUGGGGCAAGUCAUCGUCUACUCGCGAGAAUCUCAACCUGUCAAUACUAAAGACGAGUUAACUCUUCACUUGUUUUCCCUCAACGGCAAGCUCCUCUGCACACGGACUGUCAAUUCAAACAUUGGUCACAUGAUCUGCAAGGGAGAGCACCUGAUUACUGGGGACGACCAAGGAAACAUAACUGUGUAUGAACUGUUCAGAUUACGUCAGCUGACCUCUCUACCUCUGUAUGUGCCGGUUCACUGCCUGGCUAUUACCAAUGGCAACAGUCAUAUCUUGGCGGGCCUGCGUGAUGGAAAACUGAUCAUCAUCGGCAUCAAGUCGCCAAACGAAGUUCGCUAAGACCUCCUCCAACAGAUUUAUAUUUUAAAAAAAUAGUCCCAUUAAAGUUUGCUUUUGGCAAGUUACCAAAAAGUGUGUGACAAGUCUUGUAUUGAAUGUGAAACAGGUGUGUUUAAAAAUGUCUAUAUAAGGUAAACUAACUUGCCACUCAAUCCUAGAUGGUUGAAUUGGUUAAAAAAUAGUCUGUUCACUUUUGAUUGUGGCAAGAUUCUUAAAACUGUGAUUUGUCCACUUUAAGCGUUAAGAUGCUAAAAAAGAUAGUCCCUUCAUGUCUGCUUUUUACGUAUUACAUACACUGGGUUUUGUGUAAAAAUAUGUUCAGGUGGACAUAAUAGUACCUUCUUUUUUGCUUGGUUUUAUAAUAGUGCAUAAUUUUGCCAAUGUCCGGUUAUGAAAACCUUGUUUAUUUUUUCUCAAGGAGUUGAUAUACAUGUAGUUACUUCAGGUAAAAAACAAAUCAUUGGGCAGUAUUUAGUGUUUUUCCCAGGCCAUUUUAGCGUGGCGAAAAGCCACGCCGCCCUCCCGGAUCGCCACGCUGCCCUUUUUAAAGGCAAAUUUCGCCACGCGCCCUUUUUUUCAAAGGCAAAUUUCGCCACGAAAUUUGCCUUACGAUCUAACUUGGUCCGCAAAAUCAGCUUCCUUGAUUGUCUGUGACGCUCCGACUGUGCUUGAUUUACUCGAGAGGCGUCAACGUCUAAUCGACUAUAUUUAAUUGAGCAGAUUUAAUCUAUAACAGUGCGCGAUUAGGUCUUACUGGCUGCCCCAAAGCUGUGAAUUAGUCAUGCGUGAAUAACCCCGUGUCAGUAUCAAUCGAUAAUGCCGGAGGCUAUGUUAUACCAAGCGCACUUUUCGCUCGGCAAUGUGUACCCUCCACGACAUAAUCAUUACUUCGGAGACAUUUGAUGAAAAACUCGAUGUUAUUCUUGUGGCAAUUGUGCUUUGCAUGCAUUAUUCAGUUAUAUCAAAACAUAUUUUUUUACGCAUAAUUACUUUUAAAUUCACAAACAAAUUUAUUCUUUAUCUAUUUCGUCUUUAAGAUAAUUAGAUCUAAUUAUUGAAAUAAUUACCGAGACGUAUACCAAUUUAACAAAAUACUAAUCGCGUAUACGAUUUAACGUUGCUAUGCGCACCUGUCGCUUACAUCAUUUGACAUUUUAUCAACAUGGCGGACUAUACAGAAUUAAAUUGUGACUCGGCAAAAAUGGCAAAUAACGUCGUAAACGAUCGAACUAACGAUGGAGAUUAUACAUUAAGAAGGAAUAAAUGAAAUGUCUGUGAUAAUCAACGAUGCAUAAAAAUGUUUUAGAUAGCAACAGCAUAAUUUAUUUAUUUGUAAUCUACUAGGUGGAUGUAUGUCACGGAAACGAGUGUUUGCAUAUUGUUAGAGAUCAAUUAUCUCGCAAUGUUAUUUUAAACAUCUGUCGAGAUUAUUGUUAGAAAAUGGGAUAAGACAAACAUGGUUUCAUUUAUAUGUUAGUGGAUCUGUGUAUAAUCAGAUUCAUAUGCAUAUAUUGCUUUAUUAUGUUUGUCGUGCUGUACAGUUUAUUGAAACAGCAUGGAACUUAAAUGUUCAUUGCAAGGUAAAUAUAUUAAUAUAAAUCAUAGUAAGUUAAAUACAUCUAUUACCAUUAAAUGUGCUUGUUUAUAUGUUAUUUUUUCCACAACUGCUUCGUGGAGCAAAUAACAUGGAACGUUUUUGCCCUUUUUUGCCUAAACUGCGCGCUAAAAUGCCCUUUUUGAAAGUAAUGCGCCAUGCCCCUUUGACCUCCUGGGAAAAACACUACAGUAUUAUGCCAUUUUGUGCUUGGAGAAUCUCGCUACUUCUGGAUGGAAAAUGAAAGUUUGACAAUGGUUUCAGACAAAGCUCAACAGUAGCUGAGAGCAGUUCAGUUCACUGAAGUCUCAGAUGAAAAUUUGUUGACGGUUGGCCUUGUUGUUUAAGUAUUUGGGUUUGGGAAGAAAAGUGCUUUUUACAAAAUUGGCAUCGGAAAAGAGUAUUUUAAUGUCUGAAUGAUUUAGUUUAAACUAAUUGCACAAUGUGUGAGGGGUUUUGUGUAAUAUGAUUUUGGCGUUUUUACUAUUAUUUUUGAACAUCAAGUGUUAACAUUUAAAAAAUAGCCCCUUUAUGUCUGCAUGUGAUAUAUUAGAGAAAUUGGGUUUUGUUUCAGCGGAAAAUAAAAGUAACUCCUUUUUGUGUAUGUUUUAUAAAAGUGCAUAAUUUUUACAAUGUCGGCUUGUGAAAAUCUUGUUUAUUUCCUAAGGUGGUCAAAUAGUUUCUUCAGUUCAGUUAGCAACAAAUAAUUGGGCAGAAAUAUGCCCCUUUUUGUGAAUUGAGAAUUCUGGCCAAUUCUGUCUAAUUUUAUUUUACUUUCUGAAUGAUUUAGUUAAAACUAGUUGCACAAUGCCUCUGAAUUGUUAAGGGUUUUGUGUAGUAUAUUUUUGGCGUAUUUACUACUGUGGCAUUAACCAGCAUUAGAUUGGUUUUGAUGUUACCCAUAGAAAAACCCUAAUUUGAUUAUCAUUUCAAUUUGUCUGGCUAAUCACCAACAAUUUGCUCAAUGACAUUGCUGCAGUAAACUUUGUUACUGUCUUACAGCCAAAAUCUAUAUAUACUAUAAAAAUAUUGCCAAAACACAUGUUUAUAGUUCUGUUGAUGCAUAUGUAUAUGUUGAUAUUUUGAUUACAUAUCCAUAGCCAUUGUAAAUGGCAAUAAAAAGUGUUAAUUAUACAAUUAUGUACUAAUUUUUGUUAAUAGUUUAUAUGCCCGUGUUCCUCGUUGAAUUCGGCUGUGCUGUUCUUCUCUUUAUUCAUAUCACAAAUAUUAUAUAUUAUUUAAAUGUAUACAAAGUAUUUGUGAUAAAGUAUGAGGUCUUAUUCAAAGUAAGUGUGAUCAAGUGUGGGGCCUUAUACAAAGUAUGUGUGAUCAAGUGUGGGGCCUUAUACAAAGUAUGUGUGAUUUAGUGUCAGGCCUUAUACAAAAUAUGUGUGAUUUAGUGUCAGGCCUUAUACAAAAUAAGUGUGAUUAAGAGUUAUAAUUGCUUUGAAACAUUGAUAAAAAGAUUUGUUGUUUAGAUCGAUGUGUUUCAGAUUUGUUAACUUAAAACUGUUUUAUACUAACGUGGCAUUACAUACUAAAUCUUUUAAGAUACCACAAUCUUCAAGAAGAUUGUGUGUUUAGAGAAUGCAACAAUAGCAAUGCAAAUGAUUGUUAGAAAUACAUGUUUUUUGUUAUUAUGCACCUUUUGAAGAAGUGUGAUUGAGUCCCUAUUUACUUUUCAUUUUGAUGUUAAAGGUAAAGGUGUUAUUAACAUGAAAUUCAAUGAACAACAAAAUAACUUGUUUUUUGAAGGGCAAGUUUAAUAUCUAAGCAUAAGAUUUCUUACUGAAUACAUAUUGUAAUUAUGUACACGAGAUUACAAAUUGUAUCAUACUCUGUUAUUAUUUACAUAGAGGUCAUAAUGGGUUCUUUUUUUGUUCAUUUGUUGACUAAAUCUGACUGUUAAUUUGUUGUGUGUUUGUUUGUCAAAAUGAAGCCAUAAUUUCACGAUAUUUUGGUAUUCUGUUAGACUUUGUCCAGAGAAAUCUCCACAAAUACCUGAAUAAUGUAUGUGAAUUAUCGUUAUAAAAUGUUUAUAUUGACACAAGACUGUUUUAGCAUAAAUAUUUUCUUUCAUUUUCUUUUACUCUACUAAAACAAUUGCUUGAAUUACAUGAAUGUUUAAAUGGUCAGUAAAAUUAUGUUCCUAUUUUUAUAAUUAGUAGUUCUUCUUGAAUGCUCUGAGCUUUUAUAAGAACAUACGUACAGCUCCGGACCGGAGGGUCAAUAGCUGGGAGUUGGAUUAUUGCAACUAUUAUAAUUAGUAGAUAUAAUAGACUGUUUCUUGACAAAUAUGAACCUUAUUCUUGGAAAACUGGGCUUAAUGCAUGAACGUACAACGUCAUCCCAGAUUAGCCUGUUUUGUUGGCACAGGCGAAUCAGGGAAGACGUUUUCCUUCUCAAAUUGAUUUUUGCUAACAAGAGAAUAACUUCAAACGAAAAUACCAUACAAGCAGAAAGUGCCUUCCGUGAUUAGCCGGUCUGGACGGGGAAGACACUUUAUGCAUAUGCCUUAAGACCAGUUUUGUCCAGAACGCAGCACAUUUAGAAAUUGAUUGAAAGAAAAAUCCGGUUACACUAAUGGUAGGCUAUCUGACACUAUUUUACUGACACUAUUUUGUGUAUAGAUUAGAUUAUAUUUAAGUUAUCUCUUUACUACUUAGAUACUUAUUUUCACGCAUUUGUAGUCCCUUAGAAAAUUAUAUUUAAUUUAAAAUCUUCUUUACUAGAUUCAAUAUUUUAAAGGAUGCAUUUCCAACCCUCAGAUGAGCAGCAAACAACAUAAAACCAAAAAAGACUGCGAGUUACUGUUCUGGUUUUAUGCUGUUUGCACAUAACCAUUUUCGGUUUGCUUCUAAGUUGGAAAGGGCUAAAGUAAUUACCUUGUUUUCUCAGUAAACAAAAUCUGUGAUAUUUUAUUAACAAAAAUAAAGUACAAAACAAAGUACCAAUUAAAUUCUAGGCAAAUUAAAUUGUUGUAUCACAUCAAUGUAAAAGUAAUAUUUAGUAGCUUUAUUGUUAACGUCUACUUGUAUAACGUGAUUGAUUUACACAGUAUGUGUAUAAAUGAUAAAUGAUGGUCUAUGUAUAUCCUGGUAUAUCAUCUUGUGCAAUAUGUAACCAAGUUUUGUCACAGAAUAAAAUAUAUUUAUCUUUUCAAAAA